CGGGCCCCGGCCCCGCCCGGGCUGUCAGAGCCGGCCUGUCCCGGGCAGGCUCGGGGCGACCGCGGGAUGCGGCGCUGAGCGCUCUCCGCUCGCUCUCUCCGUCCGUCCGUUCGUCCGUCCGUCCGUCAGUCAGUCAGUCAGUCAGUCAGUCAGUCAGUCACCCCGCCCGGGCUCCCGCACGCCGAGAUUCCCUCCCGCAGCCCAUGAUGUGCCUGGAAAGCGACGGCUCCUCCGGCAGCAGCCCGGGCUGCGGCGGGCGGCUCCGAGCCGGCGACGAAGAGGAGGAGGAGGACGGCGAGCGGGGCUGCUGCGGCCGGGGCGCCGAGGGAGAGGUGCAGACCCUGUCGGGCAGGAUGAACCCACCGGCGGCCGGCAAGCACCCCGACCGCCCCUCCGCCCUCCGCAAGGCGCCGAGCGUCGGCCGGGCCCGGGUAGCGGCCGCCGGCAUCCUCAGUGUGGGCAACGUGCUCAACUACCUGGACCGGUACACGGUGGCAGGUGUGUUACUAGACAUCCAGCAGCACUUCGGAGUCAAAGACAGCGGGGCUGGCUUGUUACAGACAGUUUUUAUCUGUAGUUUCAUGGUCGCGGCGCCCAUCUUUGGUUACCUUGGUGACCGCUUCAACAGAAAGGUCAUUCUCAGCUGUGGGAUCUUCUUUUGGUCAGCUGUCACUUUUUCAAGCUCCUUCAUCACUGAACAGUAUUUCUGGCUCCUUGUUCUCUCACGGGGUUUGGUUGGCAUCGGUGAAGCGAGUUACUCCACUAUUGCACCAACCAUCAUCGGAGACCUGUUCACCAAGAACACGAGGACCCUUAUGCUGUCUGUUUUCUACUUUGCAAUUCCUCUGGGCAGUGGCUUGGGAUACAUCACUGGGUCGAGUGUGAAGCAGGUUGCUGGAGACUGGCACUGGGCACUGCGGGUAUCUCCACUCCUAGGAAUGAUAACAGGGACACUCAUCUUGAUAUUUGUGCCUGCUGCUAAAAGAGGAAAUGCUGAACAACUUGGGGGGCAGCUGAAGGCUCGAACUUCAUGGUUGAGAGACAUGAAAGCAUUGAUUAGAAACCGCAGCUACGUGUUCUCAUCCUUGGCCACCUCAGCUGUCUCCUUUGCCACAGGGGCACUUGGCAUGUGGAUCCCUCUGUACCUUCACAGAGCACAGGUCGUGCAGAAGACAGCAGAGACCUGCAGCUCCCAGCCCUGUGGCACCAAAGAUAGUUUGAUCUUCGGAGCAAUUACUUGCUUCACUGGCUUCCUGGGUGUAAUCACAGGGGCAGGAGCAACCAAAUGGUGCCGGUCAAAGACGCAGCGAGCUGAUCCUCUUGUCUGUGCCGUUGGAAUGCUGGGAUCAGCCAUCUUCAUCUGUCUGAUCUUUGUGGCUGCCAAGAGCAGCAUCGUGGGAGCCUAUAUUUGCAUUUUUAUCGGAGAAACUCUUCUGUUUUCAAACUGGGCUAUCACAGCAGACAUACUAAUGUAUGUGGUCAUUCCAACUCGCCGUGCAACCGCAGUGGCCUUGCAGAGUUUCACUUCACACCUCCUGGGAGAUGCUGGCAGUCCUUAUCUCAUUGGAUUUAUCUCCGACCUGAUACGACAAAGCACAAAGGAGUCCCCAGUCUGGGAGUUCCUCAGCCUGGGUUACGCGCUCAUGCUCUGCCCGUUUGUCGUUGUCCUGGGAGGGAUGUUUUUCCUGGCCACAGCCCUCUUCUUCCUAAGUGACCGAGCCAAAGCUGAACAACACAGUUGGAGACAGAAAGGACCCACCAGGUGACCUGAUGUUGUUGCCAGCAAAGCCCAGAGGCCCCUCCAUUAACCAUUUCCCAGGUAUUAAAGUGGCAGCUGACUGACACUGAGUGUGCUCCAUUCUGGUAGUUUGCAUUGCCAAAAAGAACGUUCCUUCUCUGAAAUAGCUGGAGCUGUAUCACAGAGGGUUUUAAGAGGCUGGACACUUAUUUUAGAGAGAUGUGUCAGUGCUGCAUUGAGGCAGAGUUUGGAUUUGAGGAUUUCAGGAGAUGCAAGUGGAUUUUAACAACUCCCAAAAAGGGAUAUUUGAGAACAGUUUGCUCACUGCUGAUAUUCAGCUGCUUAGGGGGAAGAAUAUCAUUGCUUUGUUUGUUUUGACUUUACAAAAGAACAAUAAUUAAAUGUUUCCUACAGUGGUAGAAACUCACAAGGCUUUUUUAGCCCAGGUAAGAUAUCCUUGGCCUUUGAAGCCAUGUGAAUUUACAGCAAAAAGCCUGGAUUAGGAUGCAGAGGAUCUGGGGUGAUGGAAGGAAUGAGGCAAGAACUGAGUUUUGUGUAUCUGAGAGUGGCAUGAUAAAAACUCACAGACUGCAGAUGGAACAAGAUUAGACUAUUGGAUGGUUUAUAUAGAAUUCGUGUUAAGAAUAUGAAGGGGAGAGGUGGUGAAAAUGUGAGUAGUUCUAUUAUUGGUUGAAAAAGCUCCUUGUAGAGCUGUUGGUUUUCUCACGUGUUUACUGGCCAUGUUUGUAACUCCAUAAACAGAGUUAGCCAAACCAAGAACAUAGCAGCUUAGGACUUGAAUUUUAAAUGCUGGUUUGCUGCUGCAGUUGGGAGCUGCUGGUGUCAUGCAAAUGGAAAACAGUCUCAUAGAGAACGAUUGCUGAUUUGCUGUGUCACGUUAGUCAGCCUGUGGAUUUCCUGCAGGUCGGGUAGGGAGGUGUCAAAGGUCAGUGUGGUUGUUCACAGGCAGUUUGAGCUCAGCUGUGGUCCUCACACGGUGUUUGAAACGUGCUGUCGGAGUUAAGCGUUGGCAGCAGGAGCUUUGCUUUAGCCCAAGCAGAAGGACGGGGGCAGCUGGUGCUGGCACAGCUCUGGGAACUCCUGAGCUGCAGAAGGGGCUGCAGGCAGAGCUCUGGGUUCUCCAAAACCACCCAUUCCCCACCAGACUGACCUUCCCAGGUUCAUCCCCUGUGCCACAGAGAAAGGAAAACAACAUUCCUACACUAUUCCUAGCUACUUAGUGCUCUCUUACAGCAAGAAUGGAACUUCUCCAUGUGCCUUAUGUUAUAGGAAUGCCAAAGCUCACUUCUCCAAGAGCUCCAGAUCAAGAGCUACUUGGGAGUCCUCCUGCUGUCUUGGCUACUGACUCUCUGCUGUGAGCCCCAAGAAGUCAGAUGCUGUCCCUAAAAUGCUCAUCAGCUGUAAAACAGGAUUGAAGGCACUUUCCCACAAUGUACAAGGGGCACUGAAAUCAUAUGCUACCAAUGGACUUAUCAGGCAUUGACACUGCAAAGGAGAAUUCUUGGCGUGGAGGGACUUUGCCAUGCAGGAGGAGAUUUUAAAUUCUCACUGAGACAGAUUCUUUGCUAAGGCUGCCCUGGCAUAGAAACAAAAUCUGAUCAGAUCCCACGCAGGUGUCUAGAGCAUGAGCAGAAGGCAGCAGCCUUCCAAGCAAGAAACAGUCUCUGACACAAGGAAAUGGAAAAAAUUAUGAAAAAUUCAGCCCUGCUGCUUCCUGAUGUCAGAGCAUUUUGCAGAGGUAUUGGCUUUUAUCAGCAGCCUCUCCUUGUGCAGCAAUCUGCAAGGCAGAUACUGUGACUGUGGGUGUGUUAGAGCACUUCACUUGUUGUUGGGUCCUUGGCCUGGGCCAGGCUUUAACCCGAGCAAGUCCCUCACAGCCACUCACUCCCUGCCCCACCAGUGCACUGGGGAGAAUUGGAAGGGUAAGAGCUGGAAAACAUGUGGGUUGAGUACAGAUGGUUUAAUAGGGAAAGCAAAAGCUGCACCACAAGCAAAGCAAAGCAAAGCAAGGGAAUUAAUUCCCCACUUCCCAUGGCAGGUGGGUAUUCAGCCAUCCCCAGGAGAGUAGGGCCCCAUCACAUGCAAGUUACAUGCAAGGACAAACACCUUCACUCCAAACAUGUUCCCUUCCUCAUUCUUCCCCUCACUUUAUAUAAGGAGCACGGUGUCAAAAGGUGUGGAUAUCAGUUUGGGUUUCCUGUCCUGGCUGUAUCUCCUCCCAGCUUCCCAUGGACACCCAGUUCCUCACCAGCGUGGCAGGGCGAGGAGCAGAAAAGGCCUUGGCUCUGUGCAAGCCCUGCUCAGGAAUAACAAAAACAUCUCUGUAUUAUCACCCAUGUUCAGCACAAAUCCAAAACACAGCCCCAUUCCAGACACUGGGAGGAAAAUGUCAUUAAAUCUACUCCAGCCAAACCCAGCACAGCCCAAAUGAUGUAUUUUAGAGAAACAUGGACAAACUGUUGGAGUAUUACCUCCAGUGCUCCAGUAAGGAGUGUCUUAAGUGCUCUGGCUUGGUCAUCCCCAAAGUUGCUGCCGGACCACUACAAGCCUCCUGGGGACUGCCAGGACUGUUACAGUGGAGUGAAAUGGAUGGAUGUUUCCUUGAGGCCUCCAGGCCAGGUUGGACAGGACUUGGAGCAACCUGGGCUACUGGAAUGUAUCCCUGCCCCUGGCAAGGGGUUGGAAUGAGAUGGUCUUCAAGGUCCCUUCCAACCCUUCUUUCCAUGGUUCUAUAGUUCCCCACACCUGGUAGCUCAGAGGUUUGUGAAAAGAGCUGUAGCAUGAGGCAGUUAUUUUGGAGGAUAAGAAGUAUGUUUUUAAUCAAGUGCCAUCAGGAAGUUCUACAGGAUUUUCUAUUUUAAGAUUUAAUAGUUCUAAUCUGCUUUUUAUGUCAUGUUUUCUCUCCCUUGCCAUUCAAUCAAAAAGCGAGGUAUUCCACUGCCUCUUUUCUCCAUUGUUUCAGUGGACAUAAAUAUAUGAUGUUACACACAUCUUCCGUGGCACUAAAAAUCCCUCCACCUCAAUACUAAGCCCAUCAAUAUCUGGCAGAAUUAUACUUCCAGAGACAGACUCAGGCACAAGGUUUCGAGACCCCCAUCUUCACAGACUUCAGGGGUCCAUGUCAGAGUACCCCCACAGACUGGUGAGCUCUGGAGCUCAUUUCCAUCCAGGUCCUUGGGACCCUGAUUUGUGCUGUUAACUGCUCAUCUUCACAUCUGUUCUGCUGCAGCUGCCUGGGAAAAUAGCAGGAAAGGAUUUUUCCUUUAUGCCAGUUUUCUCCUCAGUCAAGAUCUGUGAAAGAGGAAUAAGUGAAGCUGACCCAUGUUUCUACCUCUGGAGACAAAUCAACACCUGAAUUAAAUGAACAGAUGGAAGGUCUUACAGUCUGUACAGCUUUAAGGGGCUGAACCAAAUAGAGGGGAAAAUAUAUUUGCUGUACAUGAUUAUCAUAUUUUGUUUGCUAAACCCACUGGCAUGCAGGAAGAAAAGGGGAUUUGAGCCAAUUCAUUUCUUCAGAGCAGCUGGAGAAGCCCCUCUCCCCUCUGGAGAGCUGUCACUCCACACCGACCGAGUGAUCCAGAGGGAAGGGCGGCUCUGCAGCUGUGCACAACCAGCUCCUGUGUGAGCCUUGGGAUGGAGGGCUGCAGGUGCACAAAGCCCCAGGCCCCAUCCCUGGCUGGGAAUGAGAGCACAGGCAGGCAGCAGCCACAGUGAGCACUAUUCCUGCUCCAAAGCAAACUCCUCCUGUGCCAGAUAGUUGGUUGAAUUUUGUUAGAGUUGUCUUAGCAUCCUUUUCCUUCAGCAAACUGACCUCAACUCCAUCAACAGCCCAUUCCUGCAGGCUGGAUAACCUGUCAGAUGCAUCAGGAAGCUCAGUAUUUGGAGUGUUUUUAACUGUGCCAUCUUAUCCCUGUGCCACUCACUAGGAGCUCUGUAGGCUGAUGUAUCACUGUUGCUCUCCUUCCC
Molecule: messenger RNA, 5725 nt
Organism: Corvus hawaiiensis (hawaiian crow)
Lineage: Eukaryota; Metazoa; Chordata; Aves; Passeriformes; Corvidae
Product: protein spinster homolog 2-like
Exons: 12
Coding region: 204-1766 (520 amino acids)
Biological process (GO): lipid transport; transmembrane transport; sphingosine-1-phosphate receptor signaling pathway
Cellular component (GO): membrane
Molecular function (GO): sphingolipid intramembrane carrier activity; transmembrane transporter activity
Source: RefSeq, a predicted model, not a curated record